Messenger RNA from Microtus ochrogaster (prairie vole), 4540 nucleotides. It is a transcript of the gene Celf1, whose product is annotated as CUGBP Elav-like family member 1. The record is from RefSeq and is a predicted model, not a curated record. Gene Ontology annotation, molecular function: RNA binding. The transcript has 14 exons. The coding region runs from base 523 to 2067 and encodes 514 amino acids. NCBI's taxonomy places the organism in Eukaryota, Metazoa, Chordata, Mammalia, Rodentia, Cricetidae.
GAGACAAGAACUUCAGUUCCCUCUAGCACAGCUCUGAGACAAAGAGAUGCGCCCCUGCAGUUCCCAGGGCUGAGGGCUCCGCCCGCGGCCCCCAGGGCUUCGGAGCGGCUGCUCCUCCACGGCUCGGCCAGAGGGGGCGCUGCAGCGCCGACACUCGGCCCGGCCCGCCCCUGCGCGGCGCUCUUGUCGGGUCGGCGCGGGCGGGCGGCGCCGCGGUGGUACGUUCCCCCAGCCGCCCGCCCCUCCUCCGCGGUCCUCCCCGCGGGUGGUAGGUGCCGGAAGUGCCGCCAUUUUGGGGUGUUCUGCUCUGGCGGCAGCGGCAGAGGCGGCGGCGGCGGGACGCAGAGGCUCCCCCGGGACUCGGCCUCAGCAGCGAGGCGGCGGCGGCUGCGGAGGCGCAGGCAGCAGCUGAGGCAGCGGCAGGCUCAGGUGCAGCCGCUGGAAGCUAAAGCUGUGUGUAUUUGUGGAUCAGACAAGUGCAGCAAGUUAUUAUCAUUGGCUUCUGAAGGGGAGAGUGAGGUGAUGGCUGCGUUUAAGCUGGAUUUCCUUCCAGAAAUGAUGGUGGAUCAUUGCUCUUUGAAUUCCAGUCCUGUCUCAAAGAAAAUGAACGGCACCCUGGACCACCCAGACCAACCAGAUCUUGAUGCUAUCAAGAUGUUUGUGGGCCAGGUUCCCAGGACCUGGUCUGAGAAGGACUUGAGGGAGCUUUUUGAACAGUAUGGUGCUGUCUAUGAAAUCAACAUCCUAAGGGAUAGGAGCCAAAACCCUCCUCAGAGCAAAGGGUGCUGUUUUGUUACAUUUUACACCCGUAAAGCUGCAUUAGAAGCUCAGAAUGCUCUUCACAACAUGAAGGUCCUCCCUGGGAUGCAUCACCCUAUACAGAUGAAACCUGCUGACAGUGAAAAGAACAACGCUGUGGAAGACAGGAAGCUGUUUAUUGGUAUGAUUUCCAAGAAGUGUACUGAAAAUGACAUCCGAGUCAUGUUCUCUUCAUUUGGACAGAUUGAAGAAUGCCGGAUAUUGCGGGGACCUGAUGGCUUAAGCCGAGGUUGUGCAUUUGUGACUUUUACAACAAGAACCAUGGCACAGACAGCUAUCAAAGCAAUGCACCAAGCACAAACCAUGGAGGGUUGCUCAUCACCCAUGGUGGUCAAGUUUGCUGACACCCAGAAGGACAAAGAACAGAAGAGAAUGGCCCAGCAGCUCCAGCAGCAGAUGCAGCAGAUCAGCGCAGCAUCUGUGUGGGGAAACCUGGCUGGUCUGAACACUCUGGGGCCCCAGUACUUAGCACUUUAUUUGCAGCUCCUUCAGCAGACUGCCUCCUCUGGGAACCUCAACACCCUGAGCAGCCUUCACCCAAUGGGAGGGUUAAAUGCAAUGCAGCUACAGAAUUUGGCUGCACUAGCUGCUGCAGCUAGUGCAGCUCAGAAUACACCAAGUGGUACCAAUGCCCUCACUACAUCCAGCAGUCCCCUCAGCGUCCUCACCAGUUCAGCAGGGUCUUCACCAAGCUCCAGCAGCAGUAACUCUGUCAACCCCAUAGCCUCACUUGGAGCGCUGCAGACAUUAGCUGGAGCAACAGCUGGCCUCAACGUGGGCUCUCUGGCAGGAAUGGCUGCAUUGAAUGGUGGUCUCGGCAGCAGUGGCCUUUCCAAUGGCACUGGGAGCACCAUGGAGGCCCUCACUCAGGCAUAUUCUGGUAUCCAGCAAUAUGCUGCGGCAGCACUCCCCACUCUGUACAACCAGAAUUUAUUGACCCAGCAGAGUAUCGGUGCUGCUGGAAGCCAGAAGGAAGGUCCAGAGGGAGCCAACCUGUUCAUCUAUCACCUGCCCCAGGAGUUUGGAGACCAGGACCUGCUGCAGAUGUUUAUGCCCUUUGGGAAUGUCGUGUCUGCCAAGGUUUUCAUAGACAAGCAGACAAACUUGAGCAAGUGUUUUGGUUUUGUGAGUUACGACAAUCCUGUCUCAGCCCAAGCUGCCAUCCAGUCCAUGAACGGCUUUCAGAUUGGAAUGAAGAGGCUUAAAGUGCAGCUCAAACGUUCGAAGAAUGAUAGCAAGCCCUACUGAGCGUGCUCCCCUCUGAGACUGGAGUGAGAAGAUCUUCUGGUAAGUGGGGGAGGAGCACCCUUAAUCAUUCGAAGCCCUAAGGCUGUGUGUUGACAGCCCUGGACCCUGAUCCCUGCCACUCUCGCAGGCACAGCUUGCCCUGAAGACUCAGCUACUGCCUUCUGUGGGAGUGUCGCUUCGUACAGAGGACAAGUUUGUGCUUUGGUUUCCAGUGUUUUACUUUGGAGUUUAGGUGCCAUAUCCUGAGGGUUUUUUUUGUUUUGUUUGUUUCUUUUCCUUUUAUUUAAAGUUUGCCGUGUUUGUAACCAGUAUGUUGAGAAGGACCAAUACCAAUCCACCCAGAGGAAGGGGGAAAUGGUUUAAAAGAUGAUCAGAAUGUGCCCCGACCACAAAGAGAGGACUGAGCAGAACAGAAAAUUGAUUCCCCAAAUCUCUCUACCUGAGUGCAAGGAUGAGUACGGUCUAAUGAGCUACAGGGCAGUGCGGGGAGGUGGCUUGGCAUCCAGACCCUUCAUAAGUCGCUGCUUUCUGUGGAAAUGCUAAGCUUAUGCCACCUAUGGUUUUUUUUUUUUCUUCUGUCCUGGAUGUCUGCCCUUUCCUGAAACUGGGUCAGCAAGUCUUAGGAAAUAAAGUACUUCUUAAUUUAGCCUGAAAUAUGCAAAUAACAUGGAGAUACCCAUUACUAGCCAUCCCAGCCUACCAUUGGUACUGCACUGUCCUGCCUGGAUGGUGGUUGUUUGGGGGAAGCAGCCAAAGAGGUCAUUUUUAGUUUAUUUCAGUGUGAAGUUAGACCAUUGCCCAUUUCCAGCAGUUUAUUUUGAAGAAAGUCUGUGGAAGUUCAUCACAACAAGGAAUAUUGCCUCCUUCCCCCGCCACAAUUUUCUCAUGAGGGCAGAUCUAAGAAGCACUUGCAGCAUCUAGCCAACAAGGGUGCUGUUCACAGGCAGAGCAAUCAGAAGCCUUCUGAUUGAGGGAGGAGGGACCUGCUUCUUGAUGUACCUGAGUCAAGGUCUCUUCAAGCCAGGAUGCUGUAUUUGAGCAGAGCCUAGUAUUCAAGAAAGUGCAUAAGUGCACUCCUGCCUCUGAGGAAGGUAUCCCAGAGGUUGUAUUUCCCCAGAGGUCUGAGAAGCCUCUUCUAGCCACUCUAGCCCACCCUCUGCCUUUGGCAACAGAAGAUCGUACAGGUCGUUUACAGGCCCUGUAGUGUUCUUUUACCUCAGUAUUAGCCCAUGUUCAUUUUGUCGUCAUGCUUAGAGUUAGUUCCCUGCUGCCUUUCACCAGUCUUAACUCCAGUGUUUGCCAGUGUCCCACAGCCUCUGGGCCCUGCUGCUGCUCCAGGAAAUGCUGUUGGGAAUGUGCGUCUGAAUAGAGGCAGCCCCAGAAGCAUGUGACUGUCAUUCACAGCCAGGGCUUGGGUUCCUGGCUCCUUGAAAGCUUAAACCUCACAAGUUAAAAGUCUUGACUCCUAACAGCAGAGAUUAGAAGAAAGGAGCUAGCCUGUUUUUUAGUCAGAUGGAGACACUUCUGCUUGUCAUGCUGUCCCUCCCUGUAGGUAGCAUACAGGGAAUGACCAUCCUGCUGUUGUACAAGUAGUUGUUAGUGUUGGAUUAUCCCAUUGAAGUUGGGUCUGUUGUCCUCUUAACAGACAUGAAAUAAUACACUUCUUAAACUGAACCACAUAACUUGAAUUCUGCGCAAUGGGAGAAAAGUGUCCUGUGUUUCAAGAUAAAAUUGUUCUAAAGGCUUCCAGGGUAAUGAUGGGAUUUUUUUUAAAUAAAUGCAAAAAAUAAAAAAUAAAAAUACAAAAAUUUAAAAAGGAAAAAAAAAAGAAAAAUGCUAGGUUGGGCAGGCACUGUUCAAAAUCCCAACCAGCUGGAACCAAGAAUGUCGUUUCUAUUUUUAUAGAGGUUUUAUACAGCUCCAGGGUGGAGAAUAUUUAUUACCUAAAUUAUAUCUCUGGAAAAGGCCAGGAUUUUGUAGAAUCCAGAAUGUGAUUGUUGUACACACGGGGUGCUGUGUAUGAUUGAAACUACUGACUUUCUGUGACCAUUUGCAGCCUAGGUAACCUGUCCAAGGGGAAGGCUAACAUUAAUGCUGUGAAUCGGCAGAGGCGAGAGCUGUGUUGCAUAGGGUGCUGCCAGUGCUGUGCUCCCUAACCAUCUGUUCUGUCUUCUUCGUGGACCAGAACACCACCUUCCUUCCGCUUCUCUCACUUUCCCUCCAUUUCACCAUUUGUCCAUGGAUUUGUCCCGUGCUCUAGUAUCUUAGGAAACCACCUUCCUAAUGAUUUUAGAGGCAAAGGUGCAAGCGACCCUCACCUUUGGAACAGACCCCAGAUUCCAUACCUGCUUGUGGCUCUAAAAGGAGCACUUGCCCCAGCAGAGCCAGGGUGUGCUCAGGCAGCCGAUGAGUGAGACCACGCACUUCCCUCUCCCCCUUUGCCCAGUACAUGAGCACAGCGGUAGCACUGCCC